This is a messenger RNA of Syngnathoides biaculeatus (alligator pipefish), 5062 nucleotides long. It is a transcript of the gene trpm4a, whose product is annotated as transient receptor potential cation channel, subfamily M, member 4a. The transcript has 28 exons. Lineage: Eukaryota; Metazoa; Chordata; Actinopteri; Syngnathiformes; Syngnathidae. The record is from RefSeq and is a predicted model, not a curated record. The coding region runs from base 37 to 3780 and encodes 1247 amino acids. Gene Ontology annotation, molecular function: calcium-activated cation channel activity; ligand-gated calcium channel activity. Gene Ontology annotation, biological process: calcium ion transmembrane transport. Gene Ontology annotation, cellular component: membrane.
GACAGAGACAGAGACACGCAGAGUCCACAAGGCAAGAUGAAGAAAGAUGACAAGGUGGAUAAAGCCAGCAGUGGGAAAAAGUCAGGAAUUAAGAAAGAGAAACUUCAGACUUGGAUCCCCAAACUCAUCAAGAAGAGAGUGUGCACCACAUUUGUUGAAGACUCUUUCAGUAAUGGAGUUCUCUGUCAGUGUGGUCAUGUGCGGAACGUGCAUAAUAUCUUGGACACGAUGGACUCCAGUGGAGGUGUGACUGUCACCCGUUGGGAUUAUCAGAAGAAUACCACUGAGUCUACCACCGAUGCCUUCGGAGAGCUUGAGUUUGCUGGCGCUGGUCGCAGACACAGUUAUUUUCUGCGGCUAUCAUGUGACACACAACCUCAGAUCAUCUACACCCUGAUGACAACAUAUUGGGGUUUGCCCUCACCCAAUUUGGUAGUGUCAGUGGUGGGGGGCGAAGGCUGUGAAACGAUCAAAACAUGGGUGAGAGACGUCCUCAGAAACGGCCUGGUCAGGGCUGCACAGAGCACAGGGGCCUGGAUCUUGACGGGAGGUCUCUGGGAAGGCGUGGCUCGCUGCGUGGGUGAGGCAGUGAGGGACCAUGACACAGCUGCUCCGGCUCCCUCCAAAAGGAAAGUCAUAGCUGUUGGACUUGCACCCUGGGGCAUCGUGCACAACAGACAACAGCUUGUAAAUGCACAGGGAAGCUUCCCUGCUUGCUACUAUGUCCAGAACACAUCACGUGACACCUGCUGCCUGGACAGCAACUGCCAGGCUUUCCUGCUGGUUGAUGAUGGGAGUACUGGAAGAAGAGGAGGAGAUACUGCAUUUCGUGCCAAUCUGGAGGACUAUAUUUCACACCAGCGCACUGGCAUUUGGGGUAGUGGCAGUAUUGAAAUUCCGGUGCUGUGUAUGCUCAUUUCAGGAGAUGUCCGCAUGCUAGAGAGAGUAGAUACAUCUCUGAAGAGAUCUACACCCUGGCUGGUUCUUGCUGGUACUGGUCCAGCAGCAGACUUUAUCAGUGAACUUCUUUUCAGUCUUGCCUCCAUUUCCAUCUGCCCGACGUCCCCAUCAGUAGAGGGCGAAGUUGUGGAGUAUCUAUCAGACAUUCGUGAUAUGGUCCGUGACAAGAUUAGAAGAUACUUUGAAGGGGAAGCUGACCUUGAAAAACUGGUGGACACUGCUCUGAGUAUUUACCACAACAGAGAACUCAUCACUGUUUUCCAUGGGGAGCAAGAAAGACUCUAUGAUUUUGAUACUAUAGUCCUCAAAGCCCUUGUUAGAGCUAGUAAACGUCUGUCUAGUGACGCAAGUGAGUACACUGAAGAAUUGAAACUAGCUGUUGCCUGGAACAGAGUGGACAUCGCGAAGGCAGAACUCUUCAGUGGAAACAUACAGUGGACGUAUGAGGAUCUGGAUGAUGCAAUGACAGAUGCUUUGAUCAAUGACAAGCCUCAGUUUGUGCGCCUCUUCUGUGAGAACGGUCUGAACAUCUUGGACUAUCUGACGUACCACCGCUUGGAGAGCUUGUAUCGCUCAAUUUCGGACAGCACGGUGGUGUACACUCGGCUCCAGGAUCAUCUGAGUGACCGUCUGCACCUGUCUGGAUUCCUACCAAAAAUGGGACCACUAACUAGGUCGCAGAGUGAAUUGGCUGGGUCUGCUUCAAUUCAAGAGCUCAGCUUGUUUGAGGUAUCUUGCGUGUUGUGGGAUCUGCUGGGAGAUGUUUGUCAGCCUUUCUACUACGGACCCCUGGGUCUAGACCCCAAAGCCAGCAACCGGAAGACGCUUAGACAAGUCAUCAAGUUGUUGCAGGGUAAAUGUGCCUACCGAGACCAACACUGCCAGUCUCCCUGGGUAGCACUCUUCAUCUGGGCUGUCCUACAGAACCGCAGUGAGAUGGCUGUUUACUUCUGGGAGAUGGCGGGGGAGUCAGUGCUGAGUGCACUGGGUGGCUGUAAACUGUUGAGAGAAAUUUCGAAGUUUGAAAGUGAAACUGAGGACAAGGUGGCCAUGAAAGAACUGGCACAGAAGUUUGAGGAUCUUGCACACAAUGUGUUUGGAGAGUGUUACCAGAAUAGUGAGAGUCGCUCCUUCAACCUCCUGAUCCGAGUGUCUCCAGUGUGGCUUGGAACUACAUGUCUGCAUAUGGCAACUGUGGCUGAUGCUCGCCAGUUCUUCAGCCACGAUGGAGUCCAGGCAUUGCUCUCCCAGAUCUGGUGGGGCAGCAUGGACAGAAGUACUGAAGUCUGGAAAUUGUUGAUGACCUUCUUUGUGCCACCCCUCAUUUACACAGACUUAAUCAGCUUCAGGAAGGAGGAAGAAGUAGGUAGUAUUCUAGAGGGCCAUGACAUAGAGACUGACAACAUGGAAGACAAUGAUGCUACAGUCUCUUUGGAAGAAAUUAUACAAAAUGAUGGCGAUGCUGAGGAGUUUAAGGCUCUCAAAGAAAAUCUGAAAGCCUCUUCACCAUCCAAAAUUUGGAGACCAUUCAUUGUGUCACGGUGGGGACAGUUUUGGUUUGCCCCUGUCACCUCCUUCCUGGGCAACGUGCUGAUGUACUUCCUGUUCCUCUGCUUGUUUGCUUACGUUCUGUUGGUGGAUUUCAAGCCCCCAUCUCCAGAAGGCCCGUCAAAACUGGAAUUUGUUCUCUACUUUUGGGUUUUUACCUUAGUAUGUGAAGAGAUUCGACAGGCCUUCUCCAUGGACAACAGCUUUGUGCUCCAGAGGAUGAAAAGUUAUAUCCAGGAUAAAUGGAAUAAGUGUGACGUCACAGCUAUAACACUCUUUAUUUGUGCUCUGUGUUGCAGAAUGUUUCCAUGGUCAUUUGAGUUUGGUCGAGCUCUUAUGGCCCUUGAUUAUAUGGUCUUUGCACUUCGUCUGAUCCAUAUUUUUGCUGUCCACAAACAGCUUGGGCCCAAGAUUAUCAUUGUUGGCAAAAUGAUGAAAGACAUUUUCUUCUUCCUUUUUUUCCUGGCUGUGUGGCUCAUGGCCUAUGGAGUAGCCAACCAGGCACUUCUCUACUUAUAUGAUCCCCGACCCGACUGGAUAUUCCGUCGUGUCUUGCACAAACCAUACAUGCACAUUUAUGGACUACUUCCUGUGGAAGAAGUGGAUGCGGAAUUAUUUCCAGACAUCAACUGUACUGAUAACAGGACACUAAUAGAAGCAGGAGCAGAGCCCUGCAUGAACACUUAUGCCAACUGGCUAGUUAUCCUCCUCCAGACUGUUUAUCUACUGGUGACCAACAUACUGCUCAUCAAUCUCCUUAUUGCCAUGUUCAGUUACACUUUCAACGAAGUUCAGGAGCGCAGUGAUAUCCACUGGAAGUUUCAGCGUUACAGCCUAAUCGUGGAAUACCACUCGAGGCCUUGUCUGGCACCACCAUUGAUCAUCAUUUCACAUCUUAAUGUCUUUAUCAAGAGAUGUAUAUGCCGCGUUCCCUCAGAAAAGAGAAAACACUUUGUUUUGGAGUUGCAGGGAAUUAAGGCCAGCCAACUUAACAUGUGGGAGGCAAUCCAGAAAGAGAACCUCCUCUCUGCACAGAAUAAGCGGCAAAGAGAGAGUGACACAGAGCGGCUUAAAACUACAUCUGUCAAGGUGGACAAUGUGCUGAAGCACAUGGCAGUGAACCAUGACCAUGACCGGCGUUUGCAGCUCCUUGAGACAGAGAUGGAGUUCUGCUGCAACGCCCUCUCCUGGAUGAUGGACGCUAUGUCUCAGAGUAAUCUGAUUACCAGCAACCGCCCCCCUCCAAUCCAAAGAGAUUUGCCACCAAGAUGAAGCUCCUGAAAAUGGUUCACAUGAGUGCAUGCACACACACACACACACACACACACACACACACACACACACACACACACACACACACACACACACACACACACACACACACACGCACGCACGCACGCACGCACGCACACACACACACAUUGACAGACAUACUGUGUAUUUUUUUUAUUUACUUUGAAUUUCCUUCAUUUCACUUUGUAAAACUUAUUGGGUUUAUUUUUUCCAUUAAAUACAUUACAUCAAAAGGGUUGUAAUAGUGCUGUAACAUAUCCCAGCUAACUUCGGGCGAACUUCCUUACAACCCAAACACCAAGUCCAAAACCUUGGUGUUCUGAUCGAUUCCGACCUGACUUUCAACAAUUAUAUCAAAUUACUAAAACUGCCUUCUACCAUCUGAAGAACAUAUCCAAAAUUAAUGUUUGGAUGUGCAAAGCACAUCAGGGGAUGUUCAUCCAUGCUUUUAUCCCAAGUAGACUUGACUAUUGUAAUGGUCUUCUGAAUGGGCUCCCCAAAAAGAGCAUUAAAUAGCUCCAGCUUGUUCAGAAUGCUCCAGCUUGGGUUGUGACCAGAACAAAGCAGUCAGAGCAUAUAACUCGAAUUCUAAAGUCUUUACACUGGUUUCCAGCCAGCUUUAAAAUAGAUUUUAAUGUUCUGUUAUUGGUCUAUAAUUCAGUAAAUGGUUUAGAUCCUGAGUACAUGAAAGAAAUUCUAAUGGGAUAUAAAACUAGUAGGGUUCUUAGAUCAGGUCAAAUUGUGGAGUGCAGAAUCCAAGGCAAACAUAGCGAAGCAGCAUUUAGCUAUUAUGCUACAAAAAUGGAAUAAAUUUCCAAUAAAAGUGACAUCAGCCCCAAGUGUGAAUGUUUUAAAAUUCAUACUAAAAACGUUAUUUUUCUUGUUUUUUUCUGAGCAUUUCCACUUUUAAAAAAUAUAUUUCUUGCCUGGUAUGCAGCUUUAAUUGUAUUUUAAUCAUAUUUUUUGUCUUUGUCGUAAAUCUAUAAUAACAGUUUUUUAAUUUUUUCAUUUUGUAAAGGACAUUGAGUUACCUUGUGUAUGAAAUGUGCUAUAUAAAUAAAUUUGCUUUGUUUCCUUGUCCUGUCCUCACUAACACUACUGUCCCAUACCACACUCAUCUCUGAUGUGUCAGGGAUCUAGGUCUACAAUGAUUUACUGGCCUCAUCUUGUUUAAAGAUAGUGGUUUUUUGUCUUUUGUUGCCUUUUUUCUCACUCCACUCUAGAAAUCUUAUUCUGUUCAACUGUUCGACUUAGAUUCUCA